UGUGUCCCUCUCCUCCUCUCUGUCAGCUCGGUUAGUAGUUUAGCAGGCUAGUACGGAGAGACGAGGGCUGCUCCCUUUCGCCCCUGCUCAGUCUGCUCAGCACACCAAACACCAUACAUUCCGCACCAUGGCUGCCACGGACGUUGACGUGUUUUCGAAUGAAGAGAAGCGUAACCUGAGUUUAGGUGGCCAUGUUGGAUUUGACAGCCUCCCUGACCAGCUGGUCAGUAAAUCGGUCACACAGGGAUUUUGUUUUAACAUCCUCUGUGUAGGGGAGACUGGGAUUGGCAAGUCCACGUUAAUGAACACGCUCUUCAACACCAUGUUUGAGAAUGAAGAGGCGAGCCAUUACCAGAACGGUGUGUACCUGCGGCCGCGGACGUACGACCUGCAGGAAAGCAACGUCCACCUCAAACUGACGAUCGUCGACACAGUUGGGUUCGGUGAUCAGAUCAACAAAGAAGACAGUUACAAGCCCAUUGUUGACUACAUCGACACUCAGUUCGAAAACUAUCUGCAGGAAGAGCUGAAAAUCAAGCGCUCGCUGUUUAACUACCAUGACACCAGGAUCCACAUCUGCCUUUACUUCAUCGCCCCGACCGGACACUCACUGAAGUCUCUGGACCUCGUCACAAUGAAAAAACUGGACAGCAAGGUCAACAUCAUCCCCAUCAUUGCCAAAGCGGACACAAUCUCCAAGAGCGAGCUUCAUAAGUUCAAAAUAAAGAUAAUGAGCGAGCUGGUGAGCAAUGGUGUCCAGAUAUAUCAGUUUCCGACAGACGAUGAAGCAGUCAGUGAGAUCAACGCCUCCAUGAAUGCCCAUCUGCCGUUUGCUGUGGUGGGAAGCGUGGAAGAAGUCAAAGUGGGGAACAAAACAGUCAGGGCCAGACAGUACCCCUGGGGUGUCGUACAAGUGGAGAAUGAGAGCCACUGUGAUUUCGUAAAACUCAGAGAAAUGCUCAUCAGGGUAAACAUGGAGGAUCUGAGGGAGCAGACCCACGCCCGCCACUACGAGUUGUAUCGACGCUGUAAGCUGGAGGAGAUGGGCUUCAAAGAUACAGACCCCGACAGCCAGCCGUUCAGUCUUCAAGAGACAUAUGAAGCCAAGAGGAAAGAGUUCUUGGGCGACCUGCAGCGUAAAGAGGAAGAAAUGCGACAGAUGUUUGUCAACAAAGUAAAAGAGACAGAAGCAGAGUUGAAAGAAAAGGAGAGAGAGCUGCACGACAAGUUCGAGCAGCUGAAGCGGAUGCACCAGGAGGAAAAGAGGAAGGUGGAGGAGAAGCGGAGAGAUCUGGAGGAGGAGAUGAACGCCUUUAAUAGGAAGAAGGUGGCGGCAGAGACGCUCUCCUUAUCUCAGCCCCUCAAGAAAGAGAAGGACAAGAAAAAUUAAUUUAUGGGCGCUGUAUAUCCUCCCACACACGACCAUGGAUUUGUCCUCCAUCACCAUAGCAACAACACCUGUUAUUUUUAUUUGUUUGUUUAUUUGUUUGUUUGUUUUAUUUUGACAUUCCAUCUUGACAUUGUGCACAUGGACCAAAGACACUGAGGAUGAUGAUGAUGAUGCUCAUGAAGCCACAUGGGAGAAAAGUGUGAAAGAGAGCAAGAGAUCCAACCAUGGCCAUCUCAUUUUUUCAGGAUCUUUCAUUUGGACACUUAUACAUAUAUAUAUAGAUAUAUAUAUAUAUGUAUAUAUAGAUAUAUAUGCAUUUUGUUUUUCUAUGUUGUGAUUUAAAGAUUUCUGUUAUUUUUGUGUUGACCUUUCUCAUUCAGACACACAAGUAGACAGUGACCUUUUGGUACGUCAGUAACACGUUGGGCACAUUUGAAACAGUUCAGUAUUUAUGUUAGGGCUGGGAAAUACAACGGACAAAUAAUCCUCAUAACACAUUUUUAUAUCAGUUUAAAGGCAGAGUUUUCUAUAAUUAAUUGUGGUUUUAAAUUGUUUAUGAAAGAACAGGGCAAAAGUGUCAAAAGAUGCAGUAACACAAAAGCGACAUAAAAUACGCUACAGACAAAAAUGAUGUAAAAGACGCAGCAAAACAAAUCUCAUAAAACAUGCAAAAAGGCAAGCGCUACAAAAGAUGUAAAGAAAGGAAAACAUUAAAAACACCACAGAAGAACAAUGUAUACGACAUUACAAGAUGAAAAUGAUGUAACAGACGCACCAAGAUAUUAUGUCGUUGAUGUCGUUUUCAUGUUUGCGGCUUUUUUAUGUCAUUUAUGACAUGAACAUGAUGUGAAAAACCUAAUAAAAGUUUUUAAAUGACAUAGAGGUGGAGAAGAAAACAUUGUUUAUGGGAUGAGACAAAAAAGAUGAGAAUGUCAUGAUGUGGCAAACUGCGUAAGACGUGAUAAGAAAACGUUAAAGGCACAGACAAAAUGAAAAAGAGCAAAUGAAACUUAAACAAUAUCAAACCUAAUGAGAGGAAAACAGUUAAGACAUUGCAACUGGAUGUUACAUCUGUAAUGUCAUUUCCAUGUUGUCACUUACAUCAUCUAUGAGACAAAAAUGAUGUAAAAGACACAACAAAAUAAAAAAGCAUGAAAGAUUUAAUAAACCAGAAAUUGUGUAAAACAUGCAAGAAGGCAAAACUACAUAAAAUGUAAUUUGACAAAAACGUAAAAGGAACAAGAAGUUGUUAAAUUGUUUGUAUUGUUUCCAUGUUGUUGCUUUUACAUUAUUUACAAGAUGAAAAUGACAUAAAAGAUGAAACAAUGAAAAUUACAUAAUUUGUAACAAGAAGAAAAGACAUUGAAAAACAAAAAAAGUUGCUGACAUGACAAAAAUUUACAUGAGCGACAAUAAGAAAACGUAAAAGACACUAAAAAGACACGAUAAGAUAUUAGAUCUUUGACGCCAUUUCCCUGAUGUUGCAGCUUUAGUGUCAUUUACGAGACGAAAAGGACCAAAGAUGUAACAAAACCACAACUGUAGUCUGUGAUUUUGGGAUUUAACCCUUAUUCACCGUUUAUUGAACACAGUGCGAAUGAGGUAAAAGCCUGUUACUUAUGGUUUUGGAUUGAUCUUUAGAUUGAUAGAUAUACUUUAUUGAUCCCAAACUGGGAAAUUUUAUGUUCAGAUCACGAGAAACAGGUGCCAAACAGCGGAACGUGUCAGAAAUGUAGAGGAUUCAGUUGUAAAAUUUACAUUUCCUAAGUGUUAUAGCAGAGAAUUCAAACAGAAUAUGACAUGUCAUUAGUAUAGAAUUAUUUUAUCUCCCAGCCCUAAUAUAUGUAGAAAACACAGCUUUACAGAGCGUACUGAAAUCAGGCUUACCUUUUUCUGUUUUUUUUGUUUUUUUAUCUGAACUGUUUGAAAUGUAAUCAUGAAAUGUAGAUUAAGCAGGUUACACAAUAGAUUAAACCCCUGUUCUGAAAGAGCCCAGAUAAACAACAUUAUGACAAGCAAUAAACCGAGUACCUGUAUAUUGUACAUAUUAUUGCAUAUACGUAGGUACUGACAGCCUAAAUCUAGUCUUAAGAACAUAUGCAAUAUUCUGGUGCUGUUUCAUAUUAACUCAAUAAAUGUAUGUGAAUAUUUUUUUCUGAGCUUAGCCAGCUUAAUAUGCAAAAUGUACUAGUUUUUGGAUAUUGUUGUAAGGAGCACAUAUGACGCUGUACAUUGUCCAUGAGUGAUGUAACUAUUGUAAUCCAUUAGUGAUGUGUUGUGACCGUGGACACACACAUACAUGAAGCCAGUAUGUACACAAGGAUGUUCAGGAAACCAAAAAUAGCCUCAGCUCGCUGCAGAUGAGUUUACACCCAGAGAUGGAGAAGAGAGCAGCUGUAUUUACUGUUGUGGUUGGAAAAUAAACGCAACCCCCCCUCCUUCCUCCUGCUCCUCCACCCGUCCCUCCUGACUCUGA
Molecule: messenger RNA, 3866 nt
Organism: Sphaeramia orbicularis (orbiculate cardinalfish)
Lineage: Eukaryota; Metazoa; Chordata; Actinopteri; Kurtiformes; Apogonidae
Gene: septin8a
Product: septin 8a
Exons: 10
Coding region: 128-1390 (420 amino acids)
Molecular function (GO): GTP binding
Source: RefSeq, a predicted model, not a curated record